Geosmithia morbida is the source of this 1341-nucleotide messenger RNA. RefSeq names its product uridine kinase. The record is from RefSeq and is a predicted model, not a curated record. Bases 1 to 1341 code for a protein of 446 amino acids. NCBI's taxonomy places the organism in Eukaryota, Fungi, Ascomycota, Sordariomycetes, Hypocreales, Bionectriaceae. Gene Ontology annotation, cellular component: cytoplasm. The transcript is spliced from 9 exons. Gene Ontology annotation, molecular function: ATP binding; kinase activity.
AUGACUGAGCUAGAGAGCCAUGUCACGAUACAGAAAAGGUCGUUUUACUCGCCGCCAUGGGCGGAUGUGAGUAUCAUUGCCGUGGCUGGUAGUUCGGGCUCGGGCAAAUCAACCAUUUCCCAGGCCAUUGUUCGGAAACUCAAUCUUCCUUGGGAUUCCUUCUACAAGACUCUGACGCCUGAGCAAUCCAAAUUGGCAUUUGCCAAUGAAUACGACUUUGACUCGCCAGCUGCCAUCGAUUUUGACAUUCUCGUCGAGAGGUUACGGGACCUCAAGGCCGGGAAGCGUGCCGAGAUCCCCGUGUAUUCCUUCGAGCAGCAUCAGCGUCUAGAACGGACAACUUCUAUUUACUCACCGCACGUCCUCAUUCUCGAAGGCAUCUUUGCUCUGUACGACCCUCGGGUCCUCGAACUUUUGGAUAUGGGGAUAUAUUGUGAGGCAGACGGCGACACAUGUCUUGCACGACGUAUUAUUCGUGACGUCCGUGAGCGAGGGCGAGAUAUCGAAGGCUGUGUCAAGCAGUGGUUUGCCUAUGUGAAGCCCAACUUUGAGAAGUACGUUGAACCUCAGAGGAAGAUGGCCAACUUGAUUGUCCCUAGAGGUAUUGAGAACCAAGUGGCACUGGACAUUAUGGUGCAAUACAUUGAGCGCAAGCUGUUUGAAAAAUCGAGGCAUCACCGCGAUGCCCUGUCCAAGCUCGAGAUGGAAGCCAAAGAUCGACCUCUAUCGAGCCGGGUCGUUAUACUCCCCGACACGGCGCAGCUCAGGUUUAUGCAUACGAUCCUACAGGACAUUGACACCAAUGCCGAGGAUUUCAUCUUUUACUUUGACCGAUUGGCGAGUCUGAUAAUCGAGCAAGCCCUCAACAACGUCCAUUUCAAGUCCCAAGUCAUCGAGACCCCCCAGGGAUACAAGUACCAGGGACUGGCACCAAAGGGAGAGGUCAGCGCUGUGAUCGUGCUCCGGGGCGGGUCGGCCUUUGAGUCAGCGCUGCACAAGACGAUACCGGACUGCAGGACGGGUCGGGUUCUCAUCCAGUCCAAUUACUCGACCGGGGAGCCGGAGCUGCACUAUCUGACGCUGCCCGACGACAUUAACGAGCACGAGAGCGUCCUACUCCUAGACACGCAGAUGGCCAGCGGCGGGGCGGCCCUUAUGGCGGUGCAGGUCCUGGCUGAUCACGGCGUGGCCCUGGAUAGGAUCGUCCUGGCCACGUACUCGGCCGGCAGAGUGGGUCUGCACCGACUUACGACGGUGUUCCCGGAGAUCACGGUGGUGGUGUGCAACAUUUUGGCGGACCAGGAGCCCCGAUGGGUCGAGCAGCGAUAUUUCCGGUGCUGA